CUUGUCAGUGUCGUCUGUAUUGUUAUGUUUGUGUUAACGUGUUUGUCAAAAUAAAAUUGUCUAAUCACAAAUCAUUAAAUCAAAUUCAAAUCAGUCAAAAUCAGAGAAGAAUAGACCUUCUUCAUCACUGAGCUAAAAUUUCCCACUUCACUCACACUUUUUGUCUUGGAGAGUUGAGUGGUCGAGUCUCAAGUCGGGGAGGUGUUGGACUGUUAUUCUAGGCUAACAUUUUUGCUUUCAGUAUUUUUACAACAUGUUCAAUAUUUCUAUACUGUACUAAUAAAUAAUACUAUAUGGCGCGACAAUACUAAAUUAUAGACAUUGGUAUUAUUUUCGGGAUUGAAUUUUUUUUUAUUUGAGCCAUCAGGCUACUAUUUGUAAUACGGUAAGUUAAGGCUCCAAGUAAAAAGUGCAAGUGUAAAUAUAAGAUAGCCCUGACAAUGAUGGUACAUCAAAAAUUAUUUCAAAGAAUUUUUUUCUGUAAUUUGAGGACAUUUUCUACCACCACAAACAACUCACCAGGAAAUGUGAUUAUUGUUAAUAAAAUGAAUACUGUGAUGACCAUCGGGAUAAAUCGUCCUGAGACUUGCAAUGCUCUGAAUUACGAAGCAGCAAGCCGGUUAUCAGAUGCCAUCUCCCAGUUCGAGGAAGACACUAGUGUUGCAGUCGGAGUCAUACAUGGUGUCGCUGGAAACUUCUGUUCAGGUUUUGACUUGAAGGAGAUGAGCAACGACCCUAAUCUGGCAGAAAAACUCACUGGACUUAGACUGACAGACCGCUAUGUAUCUAAGCCGCUAGUGGCAGCAGUGUCUGGUUACGCCGUGGGGGUCGGUAUGGACCUGGCGCUAUGGUGCGAUCUGCGAGUGAUGGAGGACAAGGCCAUCAUGGGCUGCUUCCAGAGAAGACUUGGUAUUCCUCAAAGCCAGAGUAUGUUGGACAGACUGAAGCAUAUGGUUGGGCUGUCCCGCAGUCUAGACUGGGUGUUGACCGGUCGACCAAUCACAGCGGAGGAGGCCUUCUCAUGUGGCCUAGUAUCUCGCUUAGUGGCUUGCGGCACUGGUUUUGGACAAGCCUACAGUGCUGCCAAUGCUAUAGCCAAGUUCCCUCAGGCCGCACUCAACACCGACAGAGCCGCUUUGUAUCUGACCUGUCUCUCUGACCAACAUAUACAGGCUGGGUUGGUCUCCCAGUACAGAGAACACCACCUGAAGAACUCCAUCCAGGAAGCAGAAGAAGGAGCCAAGAAAUUUGUCGAAGGAUGUGGACGACACGGCAAAACAACGGGUCUCUUCACUGUAGAAAAUAGCUUAGAAAUUACUGAAGAAAGUGGAAGAAAGUCAGUGUUGUAGCCUUAAAUUAAGCUUAUUUGCGACCCCGUUAACUCAGGUAAUUGUAGCUAUGAUUUUUUUAAUAUUUAUUUUCCAAUAAACUAGAUUAUUAAGUAAGAAGUAUGAAUUAUU
This is a messenger RNA of Macrosteles quadrilineatus (aster leafhopper), 1460 nucleotides long. Its product is annotated as probable enoyl-CoA hydratase echA8. The transcript is spliced from 6 exons. The record is from RefSeq and is a predicted model, not a curated record. The coding region runs from base 441 to 1349 and encodes 302 amino acids. Lineage: Eukaryota; Metazoa; Arthropoda; Insecta; Hemiptera; Cicadellidae.